AUGAACCAGUAUGUGAAUCGCAAGUUUAGUAACCAAUACAAGGCCACAAUCGGAGCUGAUUUCUUGACAAAAGAAAUUCAAUUUGAGGAUAGGUUAUACAUAUUGCAGUAUCUACUCUAUGGAGAGACCCUGACCAGUACUUGCAUCUUAAUUUCCAGUGAUAGUAGUGAGGACUCCCAUAUUAAGGAUCUUACAAGUGCUUCUGGAGUUUUAGAUGCGUCUAAGGGAUCUAUCUUGUCACCGGACAAAAUGUCACUUUACCAUGCUGCAAAGGUUAAAUAUGGAUUUUAUUUUAUAUGGAACAAAGUUGAAUCCUUUUUGAAAUUUGAGCCCAAAGGAUUGAGUGGCAGUAAUGUAUAUUCUCUAAUUGUUGGCAUCUCUUUGAAGAAUUACAAACAGUCCCAGAAUGACAGAAUAUGA
Lycium barbarum (goji berry) is the source of this 420-nucleotide messenger RNA. RefSeq lists its product as uncharacterized. Bases 1 to 420 code for a protein of 139 amino acids. Lineage: Eukaryota; Viridiplantae; Streptophyta; Magnoliopsida; Solanales; Solanaceae. The transcript has 4 exons. The record is from RefSeq and is a predicted model, not a curated record. Gene Ontology annotation, cellular component: vacuolar membrane.